This is a messenger RNA of Suillus subalutaceus, 2097 nucleotides long. RefSeq lists its product as uncharacterized. The record is from RefSeq and is a predicted model, not a curated record. The transcript has 11 exons. Lineage: Eukaryota; Fungi; Basidiomycota; Agaricomycetes; Boletales; Suillaceae. The coding region runs from base 1 to 2097 and encodes 698 amino acids.
AUGGCUGACUGGACACAUGUAUUCAAGGCUGUUUUGGAUGAGCACAAGAUAGCCUAUGUUUCCGCCAAAGGAAACACAACCAAGAGAGCUACGAUCCUCAAAAGUAUCAAGGAUACUAUAGUUCAAACUGAUCAGGCGAAGGAUCCUUCUACCAUGCUUCCAGAUAAUAAUCUUCGUAAAGCUAUUCGUACAUAUUACUUGCGGUUCCUGGAGGAUGACGAGGAUCGGGAUCUUGAGGAAAAAAUCAUACAGGGAGGUCAUAAACUCAUGUCUGGUCCAGGCAUUGUCACUGUAGACAUGGUCAAAGACUGUAAGGAUGAUAAGCCUCUGGAUGCUGCAGCUUUCAAGACCAAAUUCUCACCUUUUGAUGUCGCUCAGAAAUUGUUCAAAGAAGAAAUUGGGGAGUAUGACAAGAAGCAUCGCGACACCUCUGAUUUAAGGUCCAUGGGGACAAGGACAAAGCUGGUUUGGUCCUGGUACAAUGCCCUGUCACCAGCUGUGCUUGAGGAGCUCAGACUUGUGGCAGAAAAGUGGAACCAGGAAGGUCCUCAUUCUGAUGCAAAGGACAGAUACCACAGCCGACACCAGAAGAAAAUCAUGGAGGACUUCAUAAAGAUGGCAGGAAGAACUAUGGGCUUACAUAUUGUGAUUCUUGCAGCUCAUGAUAGAGGGGAGGGAAAAAUGCCUGGAACGACCAUCUGGGAAUCCUGUCCCAGGAAGGCAAAGAAAACUUUUACUCUGGCUUCCAAAGACAACAAGAAAUGGGCAGGAGACUCACAAGAUCGACUUGCUGACUGGCUGAAUGAAGCCGAGUACGCAGCUAUAGACCCUGAGGAUGAAUCUGAUGAGGACGAUGAGAAGGUGCCCAAUUUAAUGGUGCAUGUAGACGAUGAGGGCUAUCCUUGCCUACCGACAGGCUUUGAAUCUCUCAUACUCAAGAACCAGCAGAAGGUCGUACGAAAGGUAUUUCAAAAGGCUUAUGCGGUCAUCUCAAACAACCCUCGGGCUGUGGUCCCCUGGGGUCAUAUUACCCAAGAUCCAGACCAUUACCUUGACAUGGACUGUAUCCCCCGGAAUGUCAUCAUCAAGGAUCCUUCUCACCUGCAGAAGGAAGCCAUCAGCAUGAUCUUUUCACUUUGGAAAUAUCAUGCUAACCGUAAUGAACCAGUUGUACGGUUUGUUGGGUACAAGGAAGGUGACUUCUAUGAUUCACUGGCUAAGCAGGGGGAUGACAAGGUACUGAAGAAGGCCCCCCAAGCCAAUCUUUCUUCUGACAAAGAGGAAGACUUGGCAAUACAUGCUAGCUACGCUCCAUCUCUUUUCAAUUCCUGCCCAAAAUUCCAUAUUGGCGGUGACAUAGUCAGUCAUCUUCAGUCUCUCUCUAUCCUCCCAUCAUAUCGUCGUCUCUUGGCCACAGUUCAAAAACUUUCCAAGACAAUCCUAAGGGCAAGGCUAGGAAGCAACAUCUGCCUGUCUGGGCAUCUUGGACAUGGUCUGAGGCAUAUCUACCCUCAAAAUAUGCACGAUAAUUUUCAGUUGUCCUUUCUGGCUUUGGAGGAGCUAGAGAACUAUAUCAUCAAAUCUCGUGGUUGGGGUAUGAUUGUUGUCCUGGGACUUGGACUCCUCCUUUGUGAGUGUAGCUGUGCUCAGGAGUAUGAAGCAGAUGAGGCUGGAGAUGAUGUACCUGAAUAUUCGGAUAACUCCAUCCUUGGUAUCCAGGCAGGGGAGAAGAUCGAGGAGGCAAUUACUAAAAUCCAGGUGAAGGUGGAUGCAAUGCUGCCAGGUGAUAAUGAGAAGCAGAUGACAGCGAGUGAAAGAGAGGAGGGAGGCAGAGCAGGCCAGGGUGCAGAAGAAAAGAAGGUGGAUGAGGAGGAUCGGGUUGCUGAGGAGAAGAAGGUAGUGGAGGAAAAGAGAGCUGCUGAGAUUGUUGAGGCAUCUCGGAUGGCUGAGGAGAGGGCUACCACCUCAAAGAAGGCAAGCAAUACUAACACUGGGGGAAAAGGGAAGGUCAUGAAAAAGGUGAAGACAUCUGCUCCUCCAGAUCCUCCUCGUCGCUCUACCCAAGAGAGAGUAGCUUCAAAGAAGUAUAAGGACUGA